AUGUCAACGGAUCCGUACCAUGCCGUGCAGUCAGAGAUAGCUGGCUCGCUGCAGGCCGCGGAGCAGUUGCGAGCGUCGUACGUCCGGAUUCGGAGUACUGCCCGCGGUGGGAGCGAAGAGCUCGAGUGGGCGCGGAACGAGCUCAAGGCGACUCUCGCGGCCCUAGAGGCAGACCUCGAGGAUCUUGAUGAAAGUGUCAAGAUUGUGGAGAGUACUGGCGCGCGGAUGUUCGGGCUUGAGGAGGCUGAGGUCAUGCAGAGGCGGCGUUAUGUAGAACAUGUCCGGGAAGUACUCGAGACCUUGAACGCCGAAGUAGAGGGUAGAGCGCCGCCAAACAAGUCGCGACAACCCAUAUCCCCUGCUGCACAACCCAGCUCGCCAGCUCCAGAAGACGACCAAGCACAAUGGACUCGGGAAGAGCAGAUGAUGAUCAUGCGGCAGCAGGAUGAGACUCUGGAUACUAUAGGUGGCACCUUGACAACCAUCCAGCAACAAGCCGGACUCAUCGGACAGGAAGUCAAUGAACACAACGUGAUGUUAUCGGACGUCGAGCGCGGGGUAGACCGAACUGAUAGUAAACUGAACGACGCCAUGACGAAGAUGAAGAAGUUCAUCCGGGAUACUGAAGAAACGAAGUCGGGCUGGUGCAUCGGCAUCCUAAUCUUCAUCUUGCUCUGUCUACUCGUCGCUGUGAUCUUUAUCUGA
Messenger RNA from Peniophora sp. CBMAI 1063, 705 nucleotides. The record is from the annotation of a GenBank genome assembly. NCBI's taxonomy places the organism in Eukaryota, Fungi, Basidiomycota, Agaricomycetes, Russulales, Peniophoraceae.